AUGGUGAGCAGGAAGGAUAAGAUGAUGGAGAAGCAGUUGAAGGACCCUAGCCAGAUAACGUGGGACAUUGUGAACAACAAGUUGAAGGAGGUUGUGGCCGCCAGGGGGAAGAAGGGAACGGGGAGGAUGGAGCUUGUCGAGCAGCUUACUUUCCUGACUCGGGUCGCCAAGACAGAAGUCGAGAUUCUCUUCAGUGUCGUCACUGUGCAGUUUGACGUGAACUCCAGCCUGAGCGGGCACAUGCCGUUCAACGUGCGUGCACAACUUGCUACUGAUACUGGAUAUCCUGACUCAUCUCUCCAUAUCUGGAGGCUGCUCAGGAAUAAAGAUCACGUGCUUGCCAUGCUCAAGGCCAAGAUGAAGGAGGAGGCUCUCAGGACCCAUCUCCUCACGUAUUCAUAUGACUCGAUCAGCCUCGACCACCUGUCCAAGAUGUUUGAUCUCUCGGAGGCCCAGACACGGAGCAUAGUGAGUAAGAUGAUGAUCAACGAGGAGCUGCAUGCCAGCUGGGACCGGCUGACGGGGUGCAUUGUGUUUCCAUGGAGGGCGGGCGUAAGGACUGGCCCUCGGGGGGUGGGGGCAGGUGGCCGGAGUUGUUGUUUUCUGGCGGGAGGCAGGGGUAUAAUGCUGGCAGGGGUCGGGGAGUGGGCUCGGGUUAUAAUAGGGAUGGACAGGGAAGGUUUGGCCGUUAUCAGGGCUCAAGGAAUCAGGCAUACCAAACAGGCUUGGGUGCCAUGGUAG
Messenger RNA from Striga asiatica, 741 nucleotides. Lineage: Eukaryota; Viridiplantae; Streptophyta; Magnoliopsida; Lamiales; Orobanchaceae. The record is from the annotation of a GenBank genome assembly.